GCUUUUAAUUGCUCCCUAAGGUGAGCAAGUCAAACCAUUUACACCAGAAGAAGCUAGAGAAAUUGUGAUGACUCUUCAAAAACCUGUGGUCUUCAGCAACAUGACCUUCGAUUGGCCGGUACUUCAUUGGAAUGUUACACAUCUGGCUAGUCUAUUGGCUGGAAAGAAAAUACUUUUUCGAAUAGGAAGGAAGAGCACAGCUACGGCUCCUCUCUUCGAAACGGAGUGUGCAUAUGCAGAGGCUACACUUGAUGAUUUUCUGGCCUGGAGCAGAAGACAGCAGCCUUGUCCUUCUGGACCAUUCAGUAGUUAUGAUUUGUGUAAAUACUGGAUGUAUGCUGACUAUAAGUAUAUCAAUAGGCUAUUUGAAGACAAGCCAGAACAUUUUCAGGACAUUAGAUGGUCUGAUUUUGGAUUUCCUGGAAGAAAUGGAAAGGAGAGCACUUUGUGGAUUGGCUCCACUGAAGCAAACACACCCUGUCAUUUGGAUUCCUAUGGUUGCAACUUGGUGUUGCAGGUGCAAGGCAGGAAAAGGUGGCAUCUGUACCCACCUGAAGACUCCAGGCUACUUUAUCCUACCAGAAUUCCCUAUGAAGAAUCUAGUAUAUUCAGCAAAGUCAAUGUGAUUAAUCCAAGUCUGAGGCAAUAUCCGCUAUUCAAAAAAGCACGAGCCCACGUGGUUACACUUAAUCCUGGCCAGGUCUUGUUGGUUCCUAGACACUGGUGGCAUUAUGUUGAAUCCAUUGACCCCAUCACCGUUAGCAUUAAUUCUUGGAUUGAACUGGAUGCAGAUCAUGAAGCCCGCAUAGAAGAGGCAAUAACUCGAACAAUGAUAUGUGCAAUCAAAGCUGCAGAAAAUCCCAGUGACACAGAUUCUUGGCUCAACCCCACAGAGGUUGAGAUAACCUCCCAUAAUACCAACCUUGAGUAUUUAAACAAAGCCAUGGCUUCCUAUUUAGAACAUCAGAAGACAAGUGAAAUUAAGCACCAGUUCCCUCAAAUGGACAGUACUGAUGGAAUUCUUCAAGAGUCAUACAAGAGGAGGAAAGUACAGAUCAAUACAGAAUCUGACUGCAUAAAAUCUAAACCCUGUGACUCUAGCAGAACAGUAAUUGAAACAGAAAAGCUGACAACAAUUCCCUUUGGACAGAGUCUUUUUCAGGUUUUACCACAGUCCCAGGAAACUUAUUCAAUUGGAGUAGCUGAAUGUGACAAUAAAGACCUUGUCAGUGAAAGUGAGAGGCAUUUUGGAAAAUUACAUCCUACUGGGAAGACCUCUGGGAUGACAACUGAUUCUGGAACCCUGAUGGAGGAUCUAGAAUGCAUGACACCCUUCCCACAAACUCUCAUUUCUACAAAUGAUUUGCUAGAUUGUGCACUGAACCCACAAGUCGUGGGUUUAAUAGCUCGUCUUUUAUUGGAGAAAGUGAACAUUAUGAAUCCAUUGAAAUAAUAAUAAUGCAAUGACAAAAUGUACUCUGGAAGGUCCUGAAUUUUUGGAGAACUUGAAAAUAAGAAUUGAAAGGCAUUUUAAAAAGUACAAAUGUAGACUUCCAAAUAGUAUAAUGGUUAAACCUGUAAAAGGUAACAUGGAGCAGAUAAUACAGUAUGAGCAUAAUGGUGGUAUAGACAGUAGCAGUAAUCAUAAUAAAUAUUUCAUCUAAAGUUUUAUAGGCUUUCAUAAUACUGCAUCAUCUUAGGAACUUUUGAAUAGAUCUGUCAGGUUAAUGGCAUUAUUGUUCUGACAUUAGACAUGGGCUUCUGAAUCAGAGAGAGAUUAGUUUAUCUAAUCCAAAGGUGAUAUUGAAAAACUAUUUCCAAUCAGAAGCUCAUGUUCUUACAGAAUUAACUCAAAAGGAAUGGGUGGGGGGCAGUUACAUCUACUUUUCAAGGAUUAAGUAUUUUUGCUCCAGCCCUCUAAUUCCUACAUGGCAAAGGGACUCUAGUCUUCCAAAAUCUGUGCUAUCAUAAAUGCAUUUAAUCUUUACCAUAUACAGUAUGUCAUCCAUUAUUUUCCAUCUAGUCCAUGCAGAAGGAUGGGCAAACAUUAGUUACAAAGUAGCACAUGCAAGGCUGUGUCGUUAGAGCAAGGUUCUUGAUUACUGUGAAAUGGUUUUCCAUGGAAGUCAUCCCCCAAACAUACUUGCUUGUUGAUUAAAUUUCCUAUAUACAAAGCUGUCCUUUCUUAAAGAUGGACACCCCAAUCUUUUUCAAUUCAGUGCCAACCAGAUAUGUUGUACUACAAAAUCCAGCAUCCCCUUUUGUAAGAAAAGCUGUAGUAAUAUGAUGUGUGCUACAUCUUCUGUACUCAUAAAAAAAACCUUCAUCAUACCAUUGUGUAAUUUACUGAUUAUUUUCUUUCUGCUGAAACACUUGUUGAUGGACUACAGCUUCACACAAGCUGUAGAAAACUUAACAGAUUUCUAGCUUGUCUUUUAAAACAACAGCUGUUAAUAAUCAUAAAAUAAAAUAAUAUAAUCUUAAAAUAAAAUAAUAAAAUAAUAGUAAUUUAAAACAUGAAAUUAAGGACCAAUACAAUGCAAAGCAAAAAAAGGAAGUAAAAUAUCAACAUAAUCCCUAAAAUCUACCCCUAAACUCAACAAUGCUUUAAUAUGUAUACACAUAUGCAGAAAAUGUAUUAUCCUGUCUAAUAUUUUGCUUCACUACUAAAAUCUGCUUGGCUGGUAUCUUUGCAAAACAACUUCCAAUUAGUAAAUGCACAAAGCACCUAAGAUGUAAACACAAGCUUAGGUUUCCCAUCUAUAUCCUCCAAGACUUCCUCUUUGGGUUACCAAGACUUCCCCUUCAGUGCCUUGAGCACUGAAAAUCUGAAAAUUCUUUCCAAAUCUGUGGAUUAAACCCAUUGAUUUGUGACUAGCUUACAUUGCUGGAGAAGAGAAUUGAAAAUCAAUAGGCAGGAGAGAUCAAGAGAUAUUUUCAUUGCCUGUGCCCACAGCAAAGAUUUGUUCCCAAACUAUAUUGAUUGUCCUAAAAUAUGAAUAUUGAUGCCCACUGAGUUGUUAACGAGCUGUUCUCCUUUGAGUACUAACCAACUGGACAGUGUUUUCAGUAGCAUUACCAAACAGGACUGUUCAAAAAUGGGUGUAAUCCUUUCUUUGCAGUGCUUAAGGCACUGAUCCUGUUAAUUGUUCAGAAAAGUCAUUCAGAGCACCUGAUUACAAUCCAACAUAUAGUUUGACUUCCAAAUCAAUUUUAUCAUGGUUUGACUUUAUUGGAAGACCUGGAAACAUAUCCCAAGAAAGAAUUCCAUUCAUAGAGUUAAAAAAGAUUUUAGUUCAGCUUUAUUCCACUUUUAAAGAAGUGAUGUUUUGCUUGGUGCUAAAUUUGAACUGUUCCCAACUUAAAAUAAACUGACAAUCUUAACAAGCCAGAUUUCACCAAUUGAUCGUGAAGUUGUCUUAUAAGGCUAACCCAGGGGUCAGCAUUUUUUUCACACCAUGGACUAUUAAUGACCUCAGAGGUUUGCUACAAAAGCUAAAUGCCUACUGAGCUCUUAAUUUUUUAAACAUCAAUAAAACCAAAUCUAAAGUGUCAAAUAUAUGAAAUAAAUGGUGACCCUAUUGAACAAGUGCGUUCUUUUGCCUAUGCAGGAGUCUUUUUAUACCAUCACUGGGUCAUGGUUAAAUCGUUUGAAAAGAAACCCAGCAAUUAUCUAGCUACCUUAUAACCACUAUAAUGAAAGUAUUUAGGAUAAAAUUAGUCCCAAUGCUGACCUGCUGUAAGGUUCAGAAUUGUGGGGCUUUAAUAAAGCUAUCCCACUUAAACAAGUUCAAACCCAUUUUUUAAGAUGCAUACUUGGGACUGGCAUGACACAUCUGCCACUGGGGUCAGAGCAGAAACAGGUAUCCAUUCCUUACUUAGUCAUUUAAUAAUUCAAUUUUGUACAUACCGUUCAAUAGACCCAGACAGACUUCCCAAAAUAUGCUUAACAGAUAAGUGUUACCCAACUCCUGAGUCAGCUAACUUUCUAAAGUCAUUUCACAACAUGGAUUUUUCCACCCAGCAUCUACUCUCAAGGGCCUCCCGGGCAUGGGAAAUGUUUAAAAUAAAGAGUCCUAAAUAUUAGUGCUCAAACUGACAUAGAAUUAUUGACUUAAAAAUAGAUCCCUGGGUUGGUUGGCUAAGAAUAAAACUAUUCAGCCUGAAAAAUACCUGGCAUUGAGUCUGACACAUAUUUUAAGAAAGGCCUAUUCUAGAGCAAGAUUUGAAUUGUCCAUGGUCAAAUAUAAAUUAUAAAUUAUUGAAUAUUCAAAGUUGCUGUAGUUUAACUUUUGUUCCUGCUCUAUUGCCAUAUGGCAUUCAGCUUAAUGUGUUUAUUUAAUUUAUUUUCAAGUGAUCUCCCCAUGCCCAAAACCCUGUGGCCUUCCAGAUGUUCUGUACUAUUAUUCUCACCAGCUCCAGCCUGCACAGACUAUGGUGAAGUCUGCUGGGAGCGAUUGUUUACAACAUCUGGAAGGCCACAAGUACUUCAGCCUUACCUAAGAUUAUUUGAUUUUUUUAAUAUAUUCUUUUACAAUAAAUUAGUUUCAUACUUGCAUAAUCACGACCACAAUUAUGGUGAUUUAAGCAAUAUUAAUCCUAAUAUGCCUCACCUUCCAUUUUGAAAAAAUGCUUCUUCCUAGUCGUCCU
Thamnophis sirtalis is the source of this 4650-nucleotide messenger RNA. The record is from RefSeq and is a predicted model, not a curated record. Lineage: Eukaryota; Metazoa; Chordata; Lepidosauria; Squamata; Natricidae.